CAGAUCUGACCGAGUCGAAAGCGGUUGAGUUCUCAGUCGCCAUGCUCCAUUCGCGAUUUUAUGGCGCGGAACUUUCGGCUCAGGCGGCAAAGGUUGGUUUGCCUACCGGCGCGUUUUUCUCGCGCCGCCGCCCUCGGUUACAAUGCAGUUCCUCCGGCUCUUGCUUGUGCUGGCGCCAGCUUGGGCGUCCGAUGUCACUCCUGUCCAGAAAGUGUUGGGCCUCAUGGAGGGCAUGAAGGCCAAAGGCAAGGAGGAGAUGGUGGCAGAGCAGGAGCAGUACGCCAAGUUCGAGCAGUUCUGUGAGCUGACGCUGGUGGAGAAGGAGCGGUCCAUCGGCGACGCCAGCGACAAGAUCGGGUCGCUGGAGGCGGAGACGGCCCAGGCGGGCAGCGAGGCGGAGCGCCUCGGCGCCGAGGCGUCGCAGCACGGCGAGGACGCCGCCACCGCGGCGGAGGAGAAGAAGGCGGCCACGGAGGUGCGGCAGAAGGAGCGCACAGACUUCCAAACCACCUUGGAGGACUACACAGAGUCCAUCGACGCCAUCGGACGCGCCACCAAGGCACUCAAGGCGCAGGACAAGGUCUCGCUUUUGCAGCUCGACGCGGCGCGGCAGCUGAAGCUCAUGCCGUCUGAGGUGGCGGACAAGAUCGAGGCCUACAUGGCCGCAAGCCAGGAGAGCUUGCUGGCAGAGUCUGCAGCACCCAAGCCAGCAACCUACGAGUUCCAAUCCGGUGGCGUCAUCAGCAUGCUUGAGGGCCUCCAGGACAAGUUCCUGGAUGAGCGCAAUACGCUGGAGCAGGAGGAGCAGGCCAAGAAGCACGCCUACGAGCUGCUGGCACAACGGUUGGACACCCAGAAGGCUCAGUCGGAGAAGGAGCAGAGCUCCAAGGAGCAGUUCAAGGCCAAGAAGCUCCAGGCCAAGGCCUCCGGCGAGGCGGAGCUCGCGGAGACCAAGGCUGAGAAGGAGUCCGACGUAAAGUACUCCACCGAUUUGAAGGCCACGUGCGCCAAGAAGAAGUCGGCCUUCGCUGAGCGCCAGAAGCUGCGGGGGGAGGAGCUGGAGGCCAUCGGCAAGGCCAUGGAGAUCAUCUCUGGCGGAGCGGUGGCCGGCGGCGCGGAGAAGCAUUUGCCCUCCCUGCUGCAGAGCUCCAGCGCAUUGGCCUUCCUGCGAUCUGAGAGCCCCAGGGGUCAGGAGCAGGUGGCGCGUUUCCUGCAGCAGAAGGGCGAGUCCUUGAAGAGCCGCGUCUUGGCCGCGCUGGCGGUGCGGGUCUCCGCAGACCCCUUGGCCAAGGUGAAGACCAUGAUCGAGUCACUGAUCGUGAAGCUCAACGAGCAGGCCAAGUCAGAGGCUACGAAGAACGCCUGGUGCGAGACGGAGCUGUCCAGCAACAAGCAGACCCGCGAGGCCAAGACGGACGCGGCGGACUCGCUGCAGGCGGAGAUCGAUCAGCUGAAGGCGUCGGUGGCGAAGCUGACGGACGAGACCGGCACCCUCGGCAAGGAGCUGACGGAGCUCGCGGCGGCCAUGGCGCAGGCCACGGACCUGCGGACCAAGGAGAAGGCGAAGAACGCGGCCACCAUCAAGGACGCCAAGGAGGCGCAGGCGGCGGUGGCGCAGGCCUUGACGGUGCUCAAGGACUUCUACGCCAAGGCCGCGGAUGCCACGGCGCUGGUGCAGACCAAGGUGCACGCGGGCGCCCCGGAGGUCUUCGGAGAUGAGGCCUACACCGGCAUGGGUGGCGAGAGUGGCGGUGUGCUGGGCAUGAUCGAGGUCAUCGAGAGCGACUUCGCGCGAUUGGAGGCCGAGACCGUGGCUGCAGAGGCGGCCGCCAAGAAGGAGUACGAGGAGUUCAUGGAGGACUCCAAGAUGGACAAGGCGAGCAAGGAGGCUGCCGUAGAGCAGAAGACCAGCAAGACCUCCUCCCAAAAGCAGGAGCUGACGGCUGCGAGCGGAGACCUGGAAGGCACCCAGAAGGAGCUCGCCGCGGCGGAGGCCUACUACGAGAAGCUCAGGCCGGACUGCGUGGACACUGGGGUGGCGUACGCAGAGCGCAAGGCACAGAGGGAGCAGGAGAUGAAGGACCUGAAGGAGGCAAUGGAGAUGCUCAGCAACCUCUAAACCGCCUAGCGCGAGGCGUCGCCGAAGGUCAGCCGGUCAAAAUGCGACGCGUGCGGCGUGGGACGUGGCAUGGCCAGAGCUGGAUCUUCCGGGGCAACUAGCGAUCGGGGGUAAGGAGAGCA
This is a messenger RNA of Effrenium voratum, 2241 nucleotides long. The record is from the annotation of a GenBank genome assembly. NCBI's taxonomy places the organism in Eukaryota, Dinophyceae, Suessiales, Symbiodiniaceae.